CGAGGGAGUGGCUUAACGUAAGGGUAGUAUUGUAGUGCGGUCAUGUAGUUAAUUCGUUUCGAUAAAAAAAAACUAGUGCCGGUCGGAUAAUGGAUUAAAAUUAAUUUAAAAGUUAUCAUGACGGUGAGCUGACGAAGCCGCCAUGGAUGGCGAGAACAGAAUCAUCCUGAAUGUUGGCGGGAUCAGAUACGAAACAUACAAGGCGACGCUGAAGAAGAUCCCGGCGACGCGGCUGUCCAGGCUCACGGAGGCACUCGCCAACUACGACCCCAUCCUCAACGAGUACUUCUUCGACCGCCACCCUGGAGUCUUCGCCCAGGUCCUCAACUACUACAGAACGGGGAAGCUGCACUAUCCGACCAAUGUUUGCGGUCCUCUGUUUGAGGAGGAAUUGGAGUUUUGGGGGUUGGACUCCAAUCAAGUGGAGCCUUGUUGUUGGUCUACCUACAGCAUACAUAGGGAUACCCAGGUAUGA
Messenger RNA from Macrosteles quadrilineatus (aster leafhopper), 475 nucleotides. Its product is annotated as potassium voltage-gated channel protein Shaw-like. Gene Ontology annotation, biological process: protein homooligomerization; potassium ion transmembrane transport. Lineage: Eukaryota; Metazoa; Arthropoda; Insecta; Hemiptera; Cicadellidae. The coding region runs from base 143 to 475 and encodes 110 amino acids. Gene Ontology annotation, cellular component: neuronal cell body membrane; voltage-gated potassium channel complex; dendrite membrane. The transcript has 4 exons. The record is from RefSeq and is a predicted model, not a curated record. Gene Ontology annotation, molecular function: delayed rectifier potassium channel activity; protein binding.